Mangifera indica (mango) is the source of this 1992-nucleotide messenger RNA. RefSeq names its product protein RETICULATA-RELATED 1, chloroplastic. The record is from RefSeq and is a predicted model, not a curated record. The transcript has 8 exons. Gene Ontology annotation, biological process: plant organ development. The coding region runs from base 186 to 1760 and encodes 524 amino acids. Gene Ontology annotation, cellular component: chloroplast inner membrane. Lineage: Eukaryota; Viridiplantae; Streptophyta; Magnoliopsida; Sapindales; Anacardiaceae.
CGUCUACUCGUCCAACUCUCCAUCAAAACCCUUCGUUCUCUUCCAUUUUGUUCCUCUCUCUUAAUUCUCUCCUUCUCUGGAGGGAGAAACAGAAAAAAUAAAAAAAAGGUUAAUCAUUUUACUCCUCUACAAAUUUUUUCGGGAAAAUAAGCUCGUGGAAAUUUGCUCGGUCCAAACACUGAAUCAUGUCUUACAUAAUGCUCCCUACCACCGCCAAAACCUUAUCAUCGUUUACGCCUCCGAGUUUACCGAUACCUCGACUCUGUCUGAGUCAACCGGGUAGCCAGGCGAUGUCCGUCAAGAUUCGGAGGAGGAGCUUAAACGUGACGUGUUCGGCGCCGGUUGUUGAUGGCGGAGAGAGUUCCGUGGCUGGCUUGGAAAGGUGUUAUGCUGCGCCGAGUGCGUCCGCAUCUGGUUCGAGUUUGGAAUUCGGUCCAGUUAUGAAGGGAGGACAGCACGGCGCUUUCGGUGCUGUUACUUUAGAGAAGGGGAAGCUUGACUUGACGCAGAAACAAUCGCAGUCGAGCCCUGAGCUUGCAGUGGGUGGAGGAGGGGGUGAUAUUGGAAAGAAAAUCAACCAUGGUGGUGGUGAUGGAGGUGAUGAUGAUGGUGAUGAUGAUGACUACUUCGAUGAUUUUGAUGAUGGUGAUGAGGGAGAUGAGAAUGGACUUUUUCGGAGGCGGAUGCUUCUUGAAGAGCUCUUUGAUCGAAAAUUUUUAGAAGCGGUGUUGAAUGAAUGGCAGAAGACUAUGAUGGAUCUACCUGCUGGAUUCCGACAAGCUUAUGAGAUGGGAUUAGUCAGCUCUGCUCAAUUGGUAAAAUUUCUAGCAAUUAAUGCUAGACCAACCACCACCAGAUUUAUUUCACGAGCAAUUCCUGAAGGAAUUUCCAGGGCAUUCAUUGGCAGAAUGAUUGCAGAUCCUGCCUUUUUAUAUAAGCUUCUUUUAGAGCAGGCUGCUACUAUUGGUUGCACUGCAUGGUGGGAGUUCAAGAAUCGUAAGGAGAGGAUAAAGCAAGAAUGGGAUCUUGCCCUUACUAAUGUGCUCACAGUAAUGGCAUGCAAUGCUUUUGUUGUUUGGUCACUUGCCCCUUGUCGUUCUUAUGGAAAUACAUUUCGGUUUGACCUGCAAAAUACAUUGCAGAAGCUCCCGAACAAUGUAUUUGAAAAGAGUUACCCACUUAGAGAAUUUGACUUGCAAAAGAGAAUCCACUCCCUGUUCUUUAAGGCUGCUGAGUUGUGUAUGGUGGGAUUAACUGCUGGAGCAGUGCAAGGUUCUUUGUCAAAUUUUUUGGCUGGUAAAAAGAAAGAAAGGUUAUCCAUGACAAUCCCAACUGUGAGUACUAAUGCGCUUGGUUAUGGUGCUUUCCUUGGACUUUAUGCAAACUUGAGAUAUCAGCUGUUAUGCGGAUUUGAUAGAGCAGUUGUCAACCAUUUUGAUGUUAUUGGAGUCACGUUGUUCUUGAGCACAGCUUUAAGGAUAUUAAAUGAUCAAUUAGGAGAAAGAUCAAGGCUUGCUUGGCUAGGCAUAGAGGCAGAUCCUCUGGUUCAAUCAGAUGAACUUUUGAAGGCUGCUUACAACAGGCCAUCUGAGGAUGUUGCUGGGUCAUCUUCAAAAUGGUUUAUAUCAAAGAAUGCCAUUGUUUCUGGGCUUGGUCUCCUUGGCAUCAAGCAAGGAAAUGUGUAUGAUGGUGAAGCACGGGCUCCAAAGGCUCGAAGGAAGAGGAUUGUCCGGAAGAAGGUAAGUGCAACUUCAGCAUAAAUUUGCAUUCAGCAGAAUCCAAUUUUGUUGCCGGCCAGCAAGACAGCUUGUAGGUCCACGUAAAUCCUUGAUAAAUAAACAACAAUUUGGAGAAGGUUUUUUCCUAGUCCUGGCAAUUUAUAGGUAUCUGGUAGAGGGAUUAACCAAUUGCAGCAGUUUUUUUUUAUUGUUAAUGUAACAUCAUGAGGAUUAAUUUUUGUGAAGAGCUAUCAAAUUCUUUCACUUUGUUUUG